ACAGGUGCGCUCGCGCUGCCUGGUGACUGCAGCCACGAAGAAAGAUUUCGACUUAGUUACGAUGAUCGCCGGAGUACGGCUCAGCGCCUUUUAAAAUUGCUUUGGCCUCCAUUUGUGGGUUGUUUUUUUAAAAGAUUUUUUUAGUUUUGGGGAGUUUUUAAGAAGAAAAACGCCGGGGUCGGGGUCGGGAAAUGGGGAAGAAGCAAAGCAAGCCCUCCUCGGACUCGGAGUACGGUGAGCCGUGCAAGUUUGAUGCCAACUUUAAAGGACCAAUAAAGAACAGGAGUUGCACAGAUAUCAUUUGCUGCAUCUUAUUCCUUCUGGUGAUCCUCGGCUACCUGGCAGUGGGAAUUUUAGCCUGGCUAUAUGGGGACCCGCGACAUGUCCUCUACCCUCGAAACUCCACAGGAUGGUUCUGUGGCACUGGACCCAACAAGGAUUUACCAAAUGUAUUUUAUUUUGACAUGCUCAAAUGUGCAUCCUCAAUCAAUAUACUGGCCACAGCCAUCAAUGGAUUUCAAUGUCCAACCACACAGGUGUGUGUGAAAGAAUGUCCCAGCACAUUUUGGGGAGUGGGGCUUACUGACCUGGGGAAACACCCUUCACGAGUUUUUGAUCAAAACUUCUGUGUGCCUUCAAUAAACAUAAAAACAACCACAUUGAGCGUAACACAGGUCACAGACAGAGAGCUGUGUCCAUUCUUCACCACGCCAAUGAUUUCUGUUCUCGGUCGUUGUUUGCCUGACGUCUCAGCUCUUAAUCAGAUUCCAGACUUCUUCAGUGAGAUCCCAGGUUUGCCCCCCUCCAUCAACGACACUGCUAAUAUGAUCAAAAAUGGCACUGGUGAAAUAGUAAAUGGUUUUAAUGCCAAAGAAAUCGGAGUACGGAUCUUUGAGGACUUUGCUUCUGCUUGGCCCUGGAUUCUCCUUGGUUUGCUGAUAGCCAUGUUGACCAGCCUUUUGUUCCUGCUGUUGCUGAGGUUCACGGCCCCGGUCAUGGUUUGGGUCUUGAUCUUUGGAGUCCUGGGCGCUGGAGCCUAUGGCAUAUGGCACUGUUACUGGGAAUACGACAACUACAAGAAGAACUCUGCCACCAUCUCAGACGUUGGGUUCACCACAAACAUCAAUGUUUAUCUCCAAGUCCAGGAAACAUGGCUGGCCUUUUUGAUCAUCCUCUGUGUUGUGGAGGCCAUUUUGCUCCUCACCCUGAUCUUUCUGAGGAAGAGAAUCCUCAUCGCCAUCGCUCUCAUCCAGGAGUCCAGCAAAGCGGUAGGUCACAUGAUGUCCACUCUGGUCUACCCUCUGGUCACCUUCGUCAUGUUACUGAUCUGUGUGGCCUACUGGGGAGCCACUGCUCUAUAUUUAGCCACUUCAGGAGCUCCUAUUUACAAAGUGGUGGCAAUGAACUCGACAAUACAGGGAUGCGAGAAGUUCAACGCCUCUGAGACAUGUGAACCUCAGAACUUCAAUUCAUCAAAUUAUCCAGAAUGCCCCUCUGUCAGCUGCAUGUUCAUGAAGUACAACGACGAAGGCUUGUUUCAGCAGAACAUGUUUAACCUGCAGAUCUAUAAUGCUGUGGCCUUCCUGUGGUGUGUGAACUUUGUGAUCGCUCUGGGACAGUGCACUCUGGCCGGGGCGUUUGCGUCGUACUACUGGGCCUUCAACAAACCCUCAGAUAUCCCCAUGUUCCCCCUGUGUGGCUCCUUCUUGCGGGUACUCAGAUAUCAUGUGGGCUCACUGGCGUUUGGAGCCCUGAUUCUUACUCUGGUGCAAAUAGUGAGAGUCAUCCUGGAAUACAUCGACCACAAGACCAGAUCGGCCCAAAACCCGUGUGCGCGGUUCAUCCUGUGCUGUCUGAAGUGCUGCUUCUGGUGCCUCGAGAAGUUCAUCAAGUUUCUCAACAGAAACGCCUACAUCAUGAUUGCCAUUUAUGGUAAAAACUUCUGUGUCUCGGCCAAAAAUGCUUUCAUGCUGCUCAUGAGAAACAUCAUAAGGGUGGUGGUGCUGGAUAAAGUCACAGAUUUGCUGCUGUUCUUUGGGAAGCUUAUGGUCGUCGGAGGCGUAGGCGUGUUGUCGUUCUUUUUCUUCUCGGGACGAAUCCUUUUACCAGGCUCCAACUUCCGCUCUGAAAACCUCAACUAUUACUGGAUGCCCAUCAUUACGGUGGCGUUUGGGAGUUACCUCAUCGCUCACGGUUUCUUCAGUGUCUAUAACAUGUGUGUCGACACACUCUUCCUCUGCUUCUUGGAGGACCUGGAGAGGAACGAUGGCUCCACACAGAAGCCGUACUUCAUGUCCAAAAACCUGAUGAAAAUCCUCAACAAGAAAAACAAGUGAAGAUGAAAAACUUCGUAAACAAGUGUCAAAUGAUUUCAGAUUCAGGCUCAUUUUUAUCUUUUAAAAUAGGUUUACUGAAUACCAUUUGCUGAUUUUGCACUUUUCAGUUAUGUUUUUGUACUCUAUUUUAAGACUGAUUCUAAACAUAUAUGUGAAAAUGUUAAGUGCCUCAGGUUAAUAAGAAACUGUACAGAAUGGCAUAAAUACUGCCAUAUUUUUGCUGUUGAAGGAUUGAUGAAACUAAUCUGUCUGUUGUUAAUAGUCAGAUGCAAAAUUUAGAUUCAUAAAACUCAUAUUAAAUGUUUUUAUAAUAUUUUAAAUAACUUUAAUGUAAUAAACUUGUAAAUAUGUUACCAUAGUAUCAGUUGUGAUUAUUGGUCUUCUUUCAGCUAACUUCAAGUGCACUUUGACUACAAGGCCUGUCAAUAUUAUACAUUUUGAAAUGCGAUGCUUUGAUGUCAUCCCUUAUUUAGAGAAUGUCCCACUCAUUAAUGUCACAAGAAUUGUAUAAAAAAAAAAAAAAAAAUGCUGAUUUACAUAUUGAAAACAUACUGUAUUUUGUUUUCUAUGUAAUACAAUUGAUCAAAAGUGAAAAUCAUUUGGUGU
Molecule: messenger RNA, 2942 nt
Organism: Boleophthalmus pectinirostris (great blue-spotted mudskipper)
Lineage: Eukaryota; Metazoa; Chordata; Actinopteri; Gobiiformes; Gobiidae
Gene: slc44a4
Product: solute carrier family 44 member 4
Exons: 22
Coding region: 192-2336 (714 amino acids)
Biological process (GO): thiamine pyrophosphate transmembrane transport; choline transport
Cellular component (GO): plasma membrane
Molecular function (GO): thiamine pyrophosphate transmembrane transporter activity
Source: RefSeq, a predicted model, not a curated record